Pocillopora damicornis (cauliflower coral) is the source of this 2243-nucleotide messenger RNA. RefSeq lists its product as uncharacterized. Gene Ontology annotation, biological process: regulation of transcription by RNA polymerase II. Gene Ontology annotation, molecular function: RNA polymerase II cis-regulatory region sequence-specific DNA binding; DNA-binding transcription factor activity, RNA polymerase II-specific. NCBI's taxonomy places the organism in Eukaryota, Metazoa, Cnidaria, Anthozoa, Scleractinia, Pocilloporidae. The record is from RefSeq and is a predicted model, not a curated record. Gene Ontology annotation, cellular component: nucleus.
AAAUCCCUCUUUCGUGUUAAAGGCGCUAAACGAAAAUAUGAUCAGUGCAAAAUCUUUUCGCCAUGCGGGGAGAUUCCCAUAAAGUCCUUAACCCUACUUACAUACCAAUUUAAAGCUAACGCAGGUGAUAAAUUCCUUACGGCAAGUUUUCAUGUCAUCGAGUCUCUAUAGUGAGUUAGCAUUGUUCGAAGCCAAUCGCUUCGUAACGUUGAUUGAAGAACUUUGGCCUAAGUACAACCUUGAGUGUUUGUAUUUAUUUACAAUCCCCAACGCGCAAGCGGCAUUACUAUAAAAGUCAAUAUGGUGACUGACUGGCAGGUUAUUAAUCAUAGGUCAACAGGUGAUUCCACAAAUGAAAAACAUUUGCGCCAGCGAGACUCCAUUUGGAACACGCGAUAAAAGAUUCCGUUUGUGUCAUGUGCUGAAAUAGUUGUAGACCGACCGCCAGUAUUUUAGCACCGCCCCUUAGCGUUUUCCUCCUCGCGGGAUACUGAUCAAAGAGACUGACGGAGAUUUAUGGCUCAAUUGCCAUGAAGAUUUAUUGCAGGUUAUCUUAACACUUGUUACAGUGUUGUGUUUCAUUCAGAUCCCCGGGAAAGCUUUUCAAUAUGGCUAAAAAUGACAUUAAAGUACUUCAAAGAAAAAUCGUCAAUAAGGGCCUGUAGUGCGUGCAGAGUAGGAGACACUCCUCUCCGCUUGAGUUUUCACCGUCUGUUUAGCAAGUUGUCUGGUUUAAUGUAUGUGCAGAAGGUGCAUGAAAAAUUACCCACCAAGUACUCUGCACUCGACAACGUUGAGGUCAUGAACCCAGAGUGGUACUUGAUUCUGAUUGGUGGAAAUGGGUCACGUGAAGCGGUAAAAACUCCCUCCACUAGUCGAUUUGUCAUAACUCAUGUUGUUAAGGGUUAAGAUGUCAGGCCCAAAUAAAUCAUCUUCGACAAACAUGGCCCGUCCGUUGCUUUAUCCAACAUCGGCAGAGAUUUAUGCUCAGCAAUACACUUCGCAGCUGUCCUCGACAUUUGAGCGCCAAAUCAAUUUGACAGGGAAUUAUUUUCCCUUUCUAGAAGUUUCAACCCGGAGAACUUCAAGCCAAAAUUACAACACCCCGCCAUCACGACAGAGCUUUCAUGGUGAAGACACAAGAACGACCUUGUCUCAUCAAACAACGCCGAUACCAGACUAUCUCCUUCAGCCAAUUUAUCCGUGGAUGAAGUCAAAGAAAGGCGGUAAAUCGGACUUUGGAUUUGGCCAGAGACAAGCGAAGCGGCACAGAACGAGUUAUACGAACAAGCAGCUUCUAGAAUUGGAGAAAGAGUUUCACUUCAACAAGUAUCUGUGCAGUUCUAGAAGGAGCGAGAUUGCAAAGACCCUUAGUCUGUCUGAACGACAAGUCAAGAUCUGGUUUCAAAACCGUCGAAUGAAAUGGAAAAAAGAUGAAAAAGUUAAUGAAGGCUCCGAGAAAACUAGUCCGCGAUUUAUGGACACCCAAGAAACACAGCGACACAUAAUGUCUUGUUCCCCUCUCUGCCAUUCACCGCCCGUUCGUCAAGCGUGUCAAGCUGAAAACUUUCACUGAUAGUGUGAACAGAAAGCAACGGUACGAACAAGUCUCGUUCAAUACGGAGACCAAUCUUUUGUGGACAUUGCGGUAUGUUAAUUAUGGUAACAUUGUACAAAUUUGAGCGUUAUUUAAUGGAAGGAACUCUUGUUAGCAAGGAUCAGUACCUUUCCGCCUUUUCGCGUUUCUAAUCCAGUGUUAAUCCAUUUCAAAAGGCCAAUCGACACCAUAUUUCCUUUCUCCUUGUUAAAGGUGUGAAUAGUAUUGGGAAGAGCUUACGUCUUUAGAGUUCCUCGCAAGAAAUUAUUUAUUGAAUGUAAUUUUUCGUUUGUUGCCGCUAACGCUGCAAUAUGGAGUUUGUACAAAUACUCGAUCCAUUCACAAAGUCAGUUGAAGUUCAUUUUAGUGCACAGCAAGCGCGCUGUUUUACUGCACACAGACAGUCGGUGAGAUUUUCUUUGUUUUUUAAGAGAUUCACAGCCGAAAAAUUUUCACCUUCGCCUUUCCGCUAUCUUGUUAGUCGCAUUCCAGAAUACCACCGACCAUGCAUGAUUCCGCCAAACAGUUUCAGAUAUGUUCUCGUUUUCUACGUUUAUUGCUUCGAAGGAUAACUUUAAAAUACAGGUCACAUAGCACUUGUUAGAUGUUACUCUCCUGUAGGUAAUAAAAGAUAUUUUCAUACGUC